Oenanthe melanoleuca is the source of this 5461-nucleotide messenger RNA. It is a transcript of the gene TRPM5, whose product is annotated as transient receptor potential cation channel subfamily M member 5. Bases 1 to 3594 code for a protein of 1197 amino acids. The transcript has 24 exons. Gene Ontology annotation, molecular function: calcium-activated cation channel activity; ligand-gated calcium channel activity. Gene Ontology annotation, cellular component: membrane. NCBI's taxonomy places the organism in Eukaryota, Metazoa, Chordata, Aves, Passeriformes, Muscicapidae. Gene Ontology annotation, biological process: calcium ion transmembrane transport. The record is from RefSeq and is a predicted model, not a curated record.
AUGGCUUCUCAUUUGCCAACUUUCUGUCAUCCCAGUGAACACCUUGGUCCACUGGAGCUCAAUCACCUUAUGAAUUCAGUGGAGGAAAUGGAAACCAAGCUCUGCAGCAGUGACAAAGAGGAAGCUUUCAAAAGAGAAUUACCCUACUGCACAGGAGAAAUAGACUUCACAGCUUCUGGGAAGAAACAUGCAAAGUUUAUGAAGGUCCAGAGUACCAUUCACCCUGGAAUUAUAUUUGAAGUCAUGCUGAACAAAUGGAUGCUACCUGCUCCCAAUUUGGUAAUUUCUUUAGUAGGGGGAGAAGAAAAUUUUCAGAUGAAGCCUUGGCUACGGGACACCUUAAAGAAAGGAUUUAUAAAGGCAGCUGAAAGCACAGGUGCCUGGAUUUUCACCAGUGCUCUGCGUGUAGGAGUAACAAGACACUUUGUGCAAGCAGUCCGAGACCUUGCCCUGGCCAGCACCUCAUCCACACUGAGUGUGAUUGCCAUAGGAAUAACUUCCCUCAGGGAAAUCCAGCACAGAGAAAUUCUGGAUAACACAAAGGCUGAAAGCCUUGUACACUACCAGUCAGAUGACAGCACCCAAGGCCCACCCUACUCCUUGGAUCACAACCAUUCCCACCUGAUUUUGGUGGAGCACAGCUCACCAGAGGAGCUGGAUGGAAGCACCGAGCUCCGCCUCAGCUUGGAGAAGCACAUCUCAGAGCAGCGCACGGGAUACGGGGGAACAGGUAGCAUUGAGAUCCCUGUGCUUUGCUUACUGGUAAAUGGAGGACCAGGCACACUUGAGAGAAUUUGCAGAGGGCUGGAAAAUUCUGCUCCCUGGCUUAUCUUAGCAGGGUCUGGAGGUACAGCUGACAUCUUGGCUGCAUUCAUGAAUGACCCACAGCUUGUCGUGCCAGAGGCUGUUGAAAAGCAAUUCAAGGAGAAAUUCCCAGCGGAGAGCUUCUCGUGGAAGGACAUUCUCCAGUGGACAGUGACAAUUCAGACCAUUAUUUCACACCAGCAUCUUCUAACUCUGCACAACUUUGAGCAAGAUGGUUCAGAAGAACUAGACACAGUCAUUUUAAAAGCUUUAGUAAAAGCCUGUAAAAGCCAGAGCCAGGAGGCUAAGGAAUAUCUGGAUGAACUGAAGCUGGCAGUGGCCUGGAAUAGAGUAGACAUUGCUAAAAGUGAAAUAUUCAAUGGUGAUGUGGAGUGGAAGUCCUGUGACCUGGAGGAAGUGAUGAUGGAUGCUCUGGUCAACAACAAACCAGAAUUUGUAAAGUUAUUUAUUGACAAUGGGGCUAACAUGUACGAAUUCCUGACCUACAGUCGUCUGCAGAGGCUCUACUGUUCCAUUUCUCAGAAAUGUCUCCUCUAUGAACUUCUCCUGAAGAAACAUGAAGAAAGCAAACUGACCUUGGCAGGGCUCACUGGUCAGCAGAGAAACGAGCAGGAGGAGAUCUGCCCCCUCUUCACUCUGAGUGAGGUCUCCAGAGUUCUCAAGGAUUUUCUUCAUGAUGCAUGCAAAGGUUUCUAUCAAGACCUCAGACAUGGAGGCAAGAAGAAAUCAGACAAAACGAACACAAAGCGAUUACCUGGGCCCUUGGACAUGAACCAGAAAAGCGAAAAUCCUUGGAGGGAUUUGUUUGUGUGGGCAGUACUACAAAACCGGCACAAGAUGGCAAACUACUUCUGGGCUAUGGGUCGGGAGGGUGUAGCCUCAGCUCUGGCAGCCUGCAAGAUCCUUAAAGAGAUGUCCCGCCUGGAGACAGAGACCAAAGCAGCCUGCAUAAUGAAAGAGGCCAAGUAUGAGCAGCUCGCUGUCGAACUGUUUAGUGAAUGCUACCACAACAGUGAGGAGAGAGCAUUUGCUCUGCUGGUGAGGAAAAAUCAGUACUGGAGCAAAACCACCUGCCUUCAGCUGGCCACAGAAGCAGAUGCCAAGUCUUUCUUUGCACAUGAUGGUGUCCAGGCCUUCCUGACAAAAAUAUGGUGGGGAGACAUGUCUACAAGCACAAAGAUCCUCAAGUUAAUCUGUGCAUUCUGGUGUCCUUUCCUAAUCUACACAAAUUUAAUAUCAUUCAGUGAGGAAAAACAGUCAAAAAAUGAGCCAGAGCCAUUUAGAGAGCUGGACAGUUUGAAUUCAGAGAGGACUCUGUUUCUCUCCAGGGAAGAUAGAGGAAAUGACACACUGGAAAAACAGAACCCUUCUGCAAACACAGCAUGGGCAACAUUCAUGUUUACCCGGUGGAGAAAAUUCUGGAGUGCCCCUGUAACUGUGUUUAUGGGGAAUGUUAUAAUGUACUUUGCUUUUCUAUUUCUAUUUACUUAUGUCCUUUUACUGGACUUUAAACCACCUCCACCUCAGGGCCCAUCUGUUAAAGAAAUUGUCCUCUACUUCUGGGUGUUUACCCUUGUGUUGGAAGAGAUCCGACAGAGUUUCUAUACAGAUGAAGACACAAGCUUAAUGAAAAAAUUUAAACUGUAUGUGGAGGAUAACUGGAAUAAGUGUGAUAUGGUGGCCAUCUAUCUCUUCAUAAUUGGGGUGACCUGCAGGAUGCUGAACUCAACUUUUCAAGCCGGCCGUACAAUACUCGCCAUCGAUUUCAUGGUGUUCACACUCAGACUUAUCCAUAUUUUUGCAAUUCACAAACAACUUGGACCAAAGAUCAUAAUUGUGGAAAGGAUGAUGAAGGAUGUUUUCUUCUUUCUGUUUUUCCUGAGCGUGUGGCUCAUUGCCUACGGGGUGACAACUCAAGCUCUGCUCCAUCCCGACGACAGCAGAGUGGAAUGGAUAUUCAGAAGGGUUCUUUAUCGUCCCUACCUUCAGAUAUUUGGCCAGAUUCCACUGGAUGAAAUAGACACAUCACGAAGCUAUCCCAGGAACUGCACGUUUGAGCCCCUGCAGGCUCUGCAGGAGAACACGCCGUCCUGCCCCAACAGCUACGCCAACUGGCUCGUCAUCCUGCUGCUGGUCAUCUUCCUGCUCGUCACCAACGUCCUGCUCAUGAACCUCCUCAUUGCCAUGUUCAGCUACACUUUUCAAGUUGUCCAGGGCAAUACAGACAUCUUCUGGAAAGUGCAGCGCUACAACCUGAUUGUGGAAUACCAUGGCAGGCCUGCCUUGGCACCACCAUUUAUCAUUAUCAACCACAUCACUCUGGUUCUCAGAAGACUCUUCAACAAAAUGGAGCACAAGAAAAAACACCUGGAAAGAGAUCUUCCAGUGGGCCUUGAUCAAAAAAUCAUAACAUGGGAGCUGGUGCAAAAAGAACACUAUCUUGUAAACCUUGAGCAAGAAAAGAAAGAAAGCAAUGAAGAGAGGCUGAAGGCCACAUCUAACAAAGUGGACAAUUUGUCAAAGUAUUUUAGUGGGUGGAAAGAACAAGAAAAACGAUUUAAAGUUCUGGAAGCCCAGAUUUGCUACUGUACAGCUGUUAUCUCCUCCAUGGCAGAGGUUUUAACCAAAACCAACCUCUUGUGCACUCAACCAGCUCCAAACUAUACAAGCAUGAAGAGUGCCAACACAGAAGUGCCUUCACCACAAAGACAGGGAAGAGAAGAGCGUGCAGAUCAGUUUGAGACUGACAUCGAAUACAUCGAUAAUUAAAUUUUAUUCUAUUUCUUCACAUUAAACCUUUAGUCCUACUGAACUACUGUAGGAGUAAAAUCCUAAUCUCUUGAAGGCCUAAGGGCAACAAGCCCUCUAGGCUAAGCACUAUCAGUGCUUGGCAUUACUGAGAAUUUCUUGGUCUUUGUCCUUCAGUUUCUGGAGCUUUCAUCCCUGCUGCUCCCGUAGCACUCAGUCCCUUCUCCAAAACCAUUCCACAAACAGCACUAAGGCUUUCUCCUCCAGGGGGACUCUACCACCUUAUUUUCCAAAUACCAUUUGUUCUCCAGAUACCACACCCUCAAUCCACCAUCAUCACUGCCAAAUUCCACACUUCUCUGUUCGAGGGAGUCUCCCUUUGGAAGGCCAAUCAUUUAUGCACUUAAAAACAAGCUCCUUCCUUGGCCAAGAAAUGAAGCUUGUACUCCUGAGCUGCUUAGAAAAGGAAAUCAAGAAAUAGUUUCCAAGGAAAGGGCCUGAAAACAGAAACAUUACAAUCCAUACAGUUCCUGGAGUUCCUGCAACUCCCAAACAAUUGUACCCACCAGCUUCUCUUCCCACGCUGGCUCCUUUGAAAGGUGUUCCUUUGCUGGUAUUUCUUCUUAAGGGCUCCUCACUCCACCUCAGAGAAUGGAAUCACCUGGUGUUUGUUGUUCCCAUGCCCCACCACAGCUGCUGCCACUCUCCUGCUGGAAAGGAGCCUUUGCCUCCACAUAUCACACCACACAGAGUAUCUUCUCUACAUCUAAGCAUCUGAUUUCAUUUUACUUUUCUUUCUCAAAGGUCAAGGGAAAAAAGAAAUCACUUAAGAAAGAGACUUGAAAACAAGAAUGUGAACCAAGAAUUAUCCCGCAGUCUUGGAAUUUGGGCUGUUUGUGGCUUUUUCCAUUACUUAAAACUGGCUUGUACAUUUCUAGCAUACAAAAACUCACUGAUUAUAUUAGAAUUUUGCAAAAUAUAUCACUAAAAUAUCAAUAGCAUCCUCUAAGGGGAAAUUUCUUUGGAAUACUAUAAACAGCAUCAGAAGAGGGAAGUAUUGGGCUGUGUCUGACACUGAUAAGCUUCAGCUGCAUUUCCUCACACAUAUAAUAUUGUCUCUAUGCAAUGUAAUUGUAGAUUGCACAAAAGCUUUCUGUUACCAGAGGUGGAAAAAAAAUAAAUCUCAGCUCUGACAAAAAUGAGCCUUUUAUUAACAGAUAUUAAUCUUGUUAUGAUGGCUUCAUGAAACAGGCAUUUGUCCAGUUUAUUCAGCUGUGCCCCAGGCCUGUGACUCCAUUAGCAGCAAUGGAAUUUUGAUAGUCCUACCUGCUCCUCACCCUGAGCAAGCAGAACUCAUAAACCCAGUAAGUCUCUUUUUGCUAAGAAAUAACAGAUAUCUCACAGCCAGCACUCCUUGCUCUUGGCAGCAGCUUCCACUUUGAAAUGGCUACUACCUUCAUUGUGAUCAGCAGACUAAUUAUCCACUGGAACCCUAAAUCUAUCCAUUUGGAUUUGCUGUGUGUGGCCAGUCCCAUGCACUGGAACAAGCAAUGUAUUUACCAUGACCCACUAAGAAAUCUGCAUCCAACUGCACACUCAUGAGAAAAUACAUUCUGCUCUGAAAACUAAAAGGUGAGUUUAGAAAAAUGGAGCACAACUGCCCCUUUUAUACUGUUUUCUUCUUCUUCUGCCACAUGAUGUAUCUGUUCAAACACAAAAUCCAAGUGGUUUGGGCCUCCCAGUUAAUUAUUAAGAUGGAUCUCCCCUUCAGAGGAAGUCACCCCCUCAAACACCCUUCAGAGUUUGAGCAAGCACAAUCUACCAAGAAAUAUCACAAACUCUUAAGAAUGAAUAUUUCACUACACAGUUAUAAAUACUACCCUUGGAU